Molecule: messenger RNA, 2609 nt
Organism: Capra hircus (goat)
Lineage: Eukaryota; Metazoa; Chordata; Mammalia; Artiodactyla; Bovidae
Gene: NEU3
Product: neuraminidase 3
Exons: 3
Coding region: 558-1874 (438 amino acids)
Biological process (GO): oligosaccharide catabolic process; ganglioside catabolic process
Cellular component (GO): membrane; lysosome; cytoplasm
Molecular function (GO): exo-alpha-sialidase activity
Source: RefSeq, a predicted model, not a curated record
AGGGCCUGAAGACGGAGGUGGGCGGAGUGGAAGGGUGAGGGUCGCAGCCGGGAAGCUUUGCGUCAGUUGGAGACUGAACUUGGGCCUGAGCUGGAGCGGGUGGUGUCCUGUGCUGAGAGAGGGAGGGGCAAGUUCCAAGCCACCGCUGGGCCGGAACUGGGGGCCAGAAAGAGGAGGAAUGAACCAGAUUGGACCGCUAAGGGACUGGGCGGGGAGGGGCGGGGCCUCGGCUGCGCCGCCCCCGAGAGGGCGGGGCUGACUCCAGGCCGCAGGGAACUGCCGGUCCCAACUGCCGGUGCCAACUGCCUCUCAACCGCCGGCGGGUUGCAGCUUCCGAGCUUCCUGGACUUCCACCAGCUCUUCUCGGCUUCACAAAUGUGUCAGCCCCGCCGCCAGCCUCUCGAAGUCUCUGUCGCCGUGUUUCUUCACUUUUCGUGGUUUGUGUCCGUGUCCGCAGUUUCUCUCCUGCCCCUGUCUCCCUGGGCUUGAUCAUUUCCCAGGGCUUCAGUGUCCGAGACGUGAGUGCUUGACCCAGCUCCCAAAUCGGCCCGAGAGAAAUGGAGGAGCCGGGGUUCCGCGCAGAGGUCAUGGAAGAAGUGACAUCGUGCUCCUUCAGCAGCACUCUGUUCCAGCAGGAGGACAAGCGAGGGGUCACCUACCGGAUCCCAGCCCUGAUCUACGUGCCCCCUGCCCACAUCUUCCUGGCCUUUGCAGAGAAGCGCUCCUCGAGCAAGGAUGAGGAUGCUCUCCACCUGGUGCUGAGGCGAGGGUUGAGGACUGGGCAAUCAGUACAGUGGGAACCCCUGAAGUCCCUGAUGGAAGCCACAUUACCUGGACACCGGACCAUGAACCCCUGUCCUGUGUGGGAGCGGAAGAGUGGCUAUGUGUACCUUUUCUUCAUCUGUGUGCGAGGCCAUGUCACCGAGCGUCAACAGAUUAUGUCAGGCAGGAAUGCUGCACGCCUCUGCUUCAUAUGCAGCCAGGAUGCUGGCUAUUCAUGGAGCGAUGUGAGGGACCUGACUGAGGAGGUCAUUGGCCCAGAGGUGACGCACUGGGCCACUUUUGCUGUGGGGCCAGGUCAUGGCAUCCAGCUGCAGUCGGGGAGGCUCAUCAUCCCUGCGUACGCCUACUACAUCCCAUUCUGGUUCUUUUGCUUUCGGCUGCCAUAUAAAGCUAGGGCUCAUUCCCUGAUGAUCUAUAGCGAUGACCUAGGAGCCACAUGGCACCAUGGCAGGCUUAUCAAGCCCAUGGUGACAGUGGAAUGUGAGGUGGCAGAGGUGAUUGGGAAGGCUGGCCACCCCGUGCUGUAUUGCAGUGCCCGGACACCAAACAGGUGCCGGGCAGAGGCGCUCAGCACUGACCAUGGUGAAUGCUUUCAGAAACCAGUCCUGAGCCAUCAGCUCUGUGAGCCCCCUCAUGGCUGCCAAGGCAGUGUGGUGAGUUUCCGGCCCCUGGAGAUCCCAGGUGGAUGCCAGGAUCUUGCUGGCAAAGAUGCACCUGCCAUUCAGCAGAGUUCUCUGCUGUGCAGCUCAGUGAGGCCAGAGCCGGAAGCUGGAACCCUGUCAGAAUCAUGGCUCUUGUACUCACACCCAACCAAUAAGAAACGGAGGGUCGACCUAGGCAUCUACCUCAACCAGAGCCCCUUGGAGGCUGCCUGCUGGUCCCGCCCCUGGAUCUUGCACUGCGGGCCCUGUGGGUACUCUGAUUUGGCUGCUCUGGAGAAUGAGGGCUUGUUUGGGUGUUUGUUUGAAUGUGGGACCAAGCAGGAGUGUGAGCAGAUUGCCUUCCGCCUGUUUACAGACCGAGAGAUCCUGAGCCAUGUGCAAGGGGACUGCUCCACCCCUGGUAUGAACUCUGAGCCAAGUAAAAAGUAAUCGCUUAGGACCCAACUUUGCAUAGAAGGCUACCGUAGAAGGCAAUCACAGCCAGGACAGUGGAGGCCAGGAUAACAGAGGUUACUGAAGUCUGCAGAGAAACAAAACACCUAAUAUUCUGCUCCCUACCUGUUUUCACUUCUCAUUCUCCAAAGAGCAAAAUGAACCUCUAGCCAUAGCUACUGCAUUCGAAAGAGCAUUGAACGGUGAGUUGAGAGACUAUGAUGUCAUCUUGGCUCUUCCACUGGCUUGCUUUGGGACCUUGGACAUGUCAUCUGUACUCUCUGGGCCUCAGGUCUCCAUCUGUAAAAUGAGAGGGUUGGGUCUGUGAUAUCUCUUCUUCCCAUCCCUAGGAAAGGCAGUGUUCCUGCAUGCUCCCUGAUCAGCAAGUCCUGGCUGUAUGUAGGACUCUUAUCUCAGAGUAAAAGUCAGCAGGCUCAGCUUUUCAAAUGACUUGCCACUCAUCCAAGUAUGAGGUUGCAAGCAGGUGUCAGCACAAAGGAAGAUGUAGGUGGACUGUUUUAUUUUUAAUAACAAAAGCACUUACAUCCUUCUGAUCAUGCAUGAAGCUCUGCAGACUCAUUGUUCUAGAGGAAUCGGGCCAAGCAGCAGAAUUAUAGGUCACUUACCUUCUCCAGCUUUGGAGCUCUGCUCAACCUUUCUUUCCUUGUCCAGAAAGCAUUACGUCUGAAGGAGAAAAUGAGGUGCUCAAUGUAAGUGAUCUUCAAUAAUGGU